AUGGAUUUAAGGACUUUUAGAAAAUAUCGGAACUACUAUGAAUUGCUAACAGAGAUGCCUCGCUUCAAACAUUGUACUAUUUCAUUUCGAAGAAUGCGUGAUAUCAUACCUCAAAUUCGCAAAUGGUUCAAUCAGCAGAGUGCCAAGCGCUACCAGGAACUCAUAUUUUGUCAAGAGGAUUCUGGAGAUCUAAACCUACAGAAUAUCACAAUUUUGAUUGUCAAAGCUAUUAACGAUCAUGAAGACGACCCAGCUCCAAGUGAAAUUGAUGCGGAAGAACCAGAUUCGACAGAUGAAGAACUGAUAGAGGAAGAUGGUUUAUUGGAAGAAGAGACUGAAACCCCCAAGAUAACACCAUGUGGUUCAAUUACAACCCUCAAGCCCAUAGGGAAUCAAUGUGUACAAUCUGUCAAGAAGGCUACAAUUCUACUUCAAGGAUAUCUUCUCUGGCAUGUACGCACUUUUACCAUGAAGAUUGUAUCCAGCAAUGGUUAA
Batrachochytrium dendrobatidis JAM81 is the source of this 495-nucleotide messenger RNA. RefSeq lists its product as uncharacterized. The transcript is spliced from 3 exons. Lineage: Eukaryota; Fungi; Chytridiomycota; Chytridiomycetes; Rhizophydiales. The coding region runs from base 1 to 495 and encodes 164 amino acids. The record is from RefSeq and is a predicted model, not a curated record.